CUCUAAGCCAAUAGGGACGAAGCAAGGCUGUAGUGGGCGGGGCUUUCCUUGUACGGGCAUCAGUUGUUUAAAAUGUCUCCCUAACAACCGAACUGGGAGUCACAGAGCAGAAGUUUUCGCUGGAUAAAGGCCUCGAGUCGGAAUGGCUGGGACAGGCGAGGGGAAGAAAGAGGAGGCCGACUACAAGAGACUGCACAGCUUCCCUCUCAUUAGGCACACGGACAUGCCGGAGGAAAUGCGAGUUGAGACCAUGGAGCUUUGUGUCACAGCCUGUGAAAAGUUUGCCACCAACAAUGAGAGUGCAGCAAAGAUGAUCAAGGAGUCCAUGGACAAGAAAUUCGGCAGCUCGUGGCACGUGGUGAUUGGCGAGGGCUUCGGCUUCGAGGUUACACACGAAGUGAAGAACCUGCUCUACAUGUUCUUUGGAGGGAGUCUGGCCGUGUGUGUGUGGAAGUGCUCGUAGCGCCUCCUCGCUGCCCCUCCUCCCCUCUGACUUGCUCACUGGGCUGGGAAUGAACACCAGCUAGCAGCCAGACGCUGGUUACACUGUUGUUGCGGCAGGUUAGUUUGUCCACAUUACCAGCCACUGUGGCAGGUAAGAAACCGUCAGCUGGAGAUGUUGUCCAGUUUAAAAUGCAGUUGACAGGAAAGGGAAUUUUUGAGUGCGACAGUCACUUUGGUUGGUAGGCAUAAAAAUAGCUUCCUGCCUUGUUCGUCACUUUUCCUUUCUUCUCUUUGUUUUCUACACUCCGUCCGUCUCUGAAGCCGUAUACAUGGUCCUACGCAUUUUGUGAGCGUGCAUGUGCAGGAACGUAAAGCUCAACUUUUACAAACAAUACAGCCAGCCAGGGUCUCCAAAGUCCUUUAUCCUCAUUCCUCUUCAGGGAGCGUGUGUGUGUGUGGGUGCGUUUAUAUGUUUGUGUGUGCUGGACACACACUGUUUUUUGAAAUAACAUUUCAUUGUCACCGUCCCAGCAGUUUGUGCAACAGCAGACUGUCCACACAUACGUAACUUUUCACACGUGGCUUUCUCUCUCUCUCUCUCUCGAACCGCACUAAUCUUUCAAUAAAGUUUUUAAUAUUUUUUAUGUGUACAUAUUUUGAUGCAACUUGAAAACUUCUUUUUAAAGACCAGUGUCAUCUUCUUACAGCUAAAGACUCAGAGCCUCCUGAGCCGAACAAACACUAAACCCAACCCACCUUUUCUUCCUGUAAAGAUGUUUGUAAUAAUCCCUAAUAAUAAUAACAUUCCCCCUCCGCUGGGUGAUGUUAGCAAUGUGAUUGUUUUCAUGUUGAUGCCAGUUUUAAUGAUCCUGAGCAGUGGAUCAUUUUGUGUGAAUUAAUCUGAUUGUACAAUAAACCCUGAGAUGUGGUGAAAUGGGAACUUAAA
Messenger RNA from Scatophagus argus, 1390 nucleotides. RefSeq names its product dynein axonemal light chain 4. The record is from RefSeq and is a predicted model, not a curated record. NCBI's taxonomy places the organism in Eukaryota, Metazoa, Chordata, Actinopteri, Scatophagidae. The coding region runs from base 143 to 463 and encodes 106 amino acids. Gene Ontology annotation, cellular component: dynein complex. Gene Ontology annotation, molecular function: dynein light intermediate chain binding; dynein intermediate chain binding. The transcript has 4 exons. Gene Ontology annotation, biological process: microtubule-based process.